AUGUCUGGGCCAAGUGCGGAGGAUACAAGACCCAGGAUGCCAGAUACUCUUACUCCUUGCAAGGAUUUCUACCAGGGAAUUCAGAAAAGUGAUGAGAAUGCGGUGUUAGAGGUGUUAGAAAUAAAACUGAAGCCUGGUGGGCAGGCGGCCAUUGGCAGGACCCUCAUCCCCCGUUACUUUAGCACUGUGUUUGAAGGAGGGGUGACCGACCUGUAUUACAUUCUCAAACACUCGAAAGAAUCCUACCACAACUCCUCCAUCACGGUGGACUGCGACCAGUGUGCCAUGGUCACCCAGCAUGGGAAGCCCAUGUUCACCAAGGUGUGUACAGAAGGCAGGCUGAUCUUGGAGUUCACCUUUGAUGAUCUCAUGAGAAUAAAAACAUGGCACUUUACCAUUAGACAAUACCGAGAGUUAGUCCCGAGAAGCAUUCUAGCCAUGCAUGCACAAGAUCCUCAGGUCCUGGAUCAGCUGUCCAAAAACAUCACCAGGAUGGGUCUAACGAACUUCACCCUCAACUACCUCAGGUUGUGUGUAAUACUGGAGCCAAUGCAGGAGCUGAUGUCCAGACAUAAAACCUACAACCUCAGUCCCCGAGACUGCCUGAAGACCUGCUUGUUUCAGAAGUGGCAGCGGAUGGUGGCACCGCCAGCAGAACCCACAAGGCAGCCGACAACCAAAAGGAGAAAAAGAAAAAAUUCCACCAGCAGCACUUCCAACAGCAGUGCUGGGAACAACGCCAACAGCACGGGCAGCAAGAAGAAGACCCCGGCUGCAAACCUGAGCCUGUCCAGUCAGGUACCUGAUGUGAUGGUGGUAGGAGAGCCAACUCUGAUGGGAGGUGAGUUUGGGGACGAGGACGAAAGGCUAAUCACUAGAUUAGAAAACACGCAGUUUGAUGCGGCCAACGGCAUGGACGACGAAGAGGACUUCAACAAUUCACCCGCCCUGGGGAACAACAGCCCAUGGAACAGUAAACCUCCCGCCACGCAAGAGACCAAAUCAGAAAACCCCCCGCCCCAGGCUUCCCAGUAAGAUGACCCACGGCACCAGAUCCAUAGGCCUGGGGGGUGUCAUUCCAAUCGCAGACCUUUACUUUCAGGAGAGGAAGGAGGAGAAAUAAAAAAACUUUUCCAUGCAAAUAUCUAUUUCUAAACCACUACGAUCUGGUUCUUCUUUCUUUUGCAUUUUUUUUUCUUUUUUAAUUGAGAGGAUCGUUCCAAAUAAAGCUUCCAUGACCCUUCCUUGGAGGGCUUCACGGGAAAUACAGAUACUGGCACUGAUGGUAAUUAAAACGAGAGAAAACACUAGCGCAUCUCCUGGCACAGUCUUAUCAGCGUGUUUGUGUUGAAUUUCCUUUUCAUGCAUCCAGCGAAGGCCAUGCUGCCCAUGCGUGCUCAGUGCUCAGGAUCUCAUUAAUAUGCCGAACCUAACUACAGGUGACUUUUUAAUAUUGUAAAAUAUUUUCUGCUUUUUGACUUGCAUUUGAGAGUUUCUUGUUUCAGUAAAAAAUGAAAAGAAAAAAAUCAGCUUUUGGAAAGUAAUUUAAAUGUACUCUUAUUUUUCUUUUCCUUCGUCUCUUUCUCCCAUUGAGCAACAGCCAAGAGGGUCCAGCCAGGUAACUUAUGGUCAAACUGAUGCCAAUUGGUUCUUGAGUCUGGGUUGGUUCCAUUUAGCCCAAGAGCUGAAACAAGAAAUGUCUUGUUAUCAUCAAAGACACCAGGCAGAUUUUUUUUUUAUGUAAAGAAAGACAAUUGGACCCUGAAAAAAAAAAUGUAUGCGUUUGUAGAGUUGCUGUUGAUCCAAAUAUUUUCAAGCCAUGUAAUCCAUUAAUUUUGUGGGCAGUUUAAUAAAUCUAAAACUUUUUGUGUUUUUUUUUAAUUGUAUCUGAGUUGACUGUUCUUCCUUUUCAUAGUAUAUUUCUUGUAUGAUAUUUUGUAAAGCCCUCACCUGGUUCUUUUAUGGGGACUUUUCAUUUUGGACUAUUCCAGUGUAUUUAUGUGAAACUUUAUAAGAGAACUAAUUUUUCCAUUUGCCUAUUAAUAUGUUCCUCCACACAUGUAAAGACACAGUGGCUCCGUGUGUUACAAAACAGCUGUAUUUUAUGUAUGCUUUACUGGUAAUGUGCCAAUAAUAAACUGUGUUAAUGACCUAA
Marmota flaviventris (yellow-bellied marmot) is the source of this 2155-nucleotide messenger RNA. Lineage: Eukaryota; Metazoa; Chordata; Mammalia; Rodentia; Sciuridae. The record is from RefSeq and is a predicted model, not a curated record.